Molecule: messenger RNA, 2218 nt
Organism: Tarenaya hassleriana
Lineage: Eukaryota; Viridiplantae; Streptophyta; Magnoliopsida; Brassicales; Cleomaceae
Exons: 2
Coding region: 18-659 (213 amino acids)
Source: RefSeq, a predicted model, not a curated record
AGCUGGGUCAGAGGAAAAUGUUGGCCCUGUUCCAGCGGAACACACAAAAGCGUCGCCGAAUCUCUCGAGUGCGGCGUCGCAGGCCACACAGCAGAAAUUCCGAUUGCGGAGCCGCGAGCAACCAGCAGGUAUCUCUCAGCUCUCAUCCUCCUACUACUGAGGUUCAAUCUAAGAACAACGGGAACCCUAGUACAGACAUGGCUCAGGAACCAGCGACUUGGAGCAAGCGUUUGUUUCCGAAUAAACGGAAUUUGGAGCGAUUGGGUACUCCCGGUCUUCAUGUUACAGGCAUUCCACUGAUUUCAAUUCCGGAGGAAUCCAUCAACCAAGCAGUCGAUGAAUGGAAAGAUUUUCUGAUCGGACAGUUUUACGGAUUGCCGCCUUCGCUGGGAAGAAUUAUUGGUGUUGUCAAUGCCUUGUGGAACAGAAAUGGAAAUCGUAUUCGAGUGCAGGACAUCGGAAAAGGAACAUUUCUCUUCAAGGUUCCGAAUGAGAAUACUAGGCAGUUCAUUCUCUCAAGACAGUUUUGGUAUAUUGGACAAUGUCCAAUGUUUGUAUCAAGCUGGAAUCCCCAUCACACUCUUGAUAAACCCCCCAUGCAAUCAAUCUCGACGUGGGUAACACUCUUAGAUGUUCCCCCGAAAUUAUACAACUCUUGACAGUAUCAGCCGCAUCGCCACGGGACUAGGAAAUCCUUUGUAUCUAGACCAUGCUACAGCUGAGAAAGAGAAUGUUGCACUUGCGCGAGUAUAUGUAGAUGUUCAGCUGAGAUACCUGCCUAAGCGAAUAGCAGUCAGCCUACCGGAUGGAACCGAGCAUACUGUGCUAGUUUCCUAUGACUGGUUACCACCCAAAUGUAGCUCAUGCGGGGAGGUUGGGCAUAAUGCCAAACACUGUCCGAAGAACCAAAAAUCGAAACCUCAUGGAACAACACCUAAUCAGGCUAUAAGACCUGUUGGGAUAGAAUCCAAAGCCCCGACACCUCUGGAACAGCCAGGCCCAGUGACCACAUCAGAGUUACCCUUCGAAAUGCCCCAAGAACAACAACAGAAGCAACCAGACCUCUCUGGUGCAGUGGUAGAACCUGAGCUGACCAUCAAACAGUCACCUCCACCCGAUUGUCGGAAAGACCAAGAGCAAACGGCAGACUUAUUAACUCUUGGGGGAUGGUAUUCUUGCUGCCAAAAUUCUUCAUGAAACAAGUGGACAGCCUUUGCUCCAGGUUCUUAUGGAAAGGAGGUCAAUCGGGUUCGGGUGGCUGCCGAGUAUCAUGGGAGAACAUAUGUAAGCCCAAGCAAGAGGGAGGACUAGGUCUCCGCCGUAUCGAGGACUUCAACACCACAUUCAGGUUAAAACUCAUUUGGAUCCUAUUCUCCAAAUCAGGAUCUUUAUGGGUAGCUUGGGUGCGUGGUAAUGUGUUUAAGGUAAAAGGAUUCUGGAACAUGGUACCCUCUCCUCGGUUCUCAUGGAAUCUGCGGAAGCUCUUGGGACUGAAGGAAAUAGCUCAGAAAUUCCUCAGAAUUAACAUCGGUGAUGGUGAAGGUACGCUCUUCUGGCACGACCCUUGGACAUCACUAGGACCAUUGAUAAGAUAUAUAGGGGAUACAGGACCGCGGAGUUUCCGCAUCCCGAUGCUUGCCACCGUCCAAGCUGCAGUUCGAGACAACAAUUGGGCACUGCCGAGCGCACGAUCAGACAGGCAGCAAACAUUCUUCAUGCUCCUCUCGACCAUUCCUCCACCAACAGCUUCAAAGGGACCUGAUCAGCCACUUUGGAUGCGAGCACCUGAUGACUUUCGGCCGGAUUUCUCGACGCGCCAAACCUGGGAACAAAUCCGGCACCAGGAGGCAGAGGUUUCCUGGAAAAGCAUUGUGUGGUACGCUGGGAACAUACCUCGCUAUGGGUUUCUAACUUGGCAGGUUAUGCUUUCUAGAUUGCCGACAAAAGACAGGCUAAGGCGUUGGGGCGUUACAAUGGAGGCAUGUUGUGUACUAUGCGACGCAGCAGACGAAACUCAUAUUCACCUCUUCUUUGAGUGCAGCUACAGCAGCCAAGUGUGGGAGUAUUUCGCUGGUUUAUGCCGGCCACACCCAUCACCUAGCAUCUACCAAAGUGCAGAUUGGAUAAAUGGUGCAGGAACCUUGGAAGGAAGGCAAAUAAAAUACAUUAUGAGGACUCUACUCCAAGUGACGGUCUACGAGAUAUGGAGGGAAAGGAA